AUGGCACCCAACUCAAUCUCCAAGGCGAACCCCAACGGCUAUAAGCCAAAGGGAAAAAAGCCCACGAAUUUCAAGAAGCAUCUCUCUCUGUCUCGCGAGGAGCAGGCCGCAGUUGACGAGUUCCGGACCUUCUAUUCGGAAUCUCCAAAAUCCAACGAAAGAAAGAACGACGAGAAGUCGGGCUAUACGCCAGCCGACUAUGAUACCCCCAGGACAAAGAUGGAAAACCCGCUUCCUGCGGGUGCCAAAGGCCUAAGUGCCUCUCGCUGGGCUACCAGCCCCAAAGAGGAGUCAAAAGAUAGAGCUCCUUUCGUCCCUCAGAUUUCGACAACAUCAACCUCAAAGGCCAAAGCCCAGUACCGCUACUCCAAGAAGUUUGGUCCUACUCCCGAGGAGGACGCCGCCGACAACGGUGAAUCGUUUUACCAAGCCGCCGACCACGAUACACCCAGGGCGAGAAUGGAGAACCCGCUCCCUUUCGGAAAUAAGGGCUUAGCGGGCUCACGCUGGGCCAAGAAGGAGGAGUCAAAGGAUAGAGCGCCUUUCGUCCCUCCGAUUUCGACAACAUCAACCUCAAAGACCAAAGCCCAGUACCGCUACACCAAGAAGUACGGUCCGACCCCCGAGGAGGACGCCGCUGUGGCGGCUUUCUUUGCUGAAUCUCCGAAGAAGGAUGGUAAAGAGCAGAAGGACAAUGCCCCUGGUGAAUCGUUAUACCAGGCCGCCGACCAUGAGACCCCCAGAGCGAAAAUGGAGAACCCGCUCCCUUUCGGAAACAAGGGCUUAGCGGGCUCUCGCUGGGCUAAGAAGGAUGAGUUCAAUAAUUGA
Molecule: messenger RNA, 828 nt
Organism: Neurospora tetraspora
Lineage: Eukaryota; Fungi; Ascomycota; Sordariomycetes; Sordariales; Sordariaceae
Exons: 4
Coding region: 1-828 (275 amino acids)
Source: RefSeq, a predicted model, not a curated record